Molecule: messenger RNA, 1393 nt
Organism: Peromyscus leucopus (white-footed mouse)
Lineage: Eukaryota; Metazoa; Chordata; Mammalia; Rodentia; Cricetidae
Product: H-2 class I histocompatibility antigen, Q10 alpha chain-like
Exons: 6
Coding region: 38-1084 (348 amino acids)
Biological process (GO): immune response; positive regulation of T cell mediated cytotoxicity; antigen processing and presentation of endogenous peptide antigen via MHC class I via ER pathway, TAP-independent
Cellular component (GO): external side of plasma membrane
Molecular function (GO): signaling receptor binding; peptide antigen binding
Source: RefSeq, a predicted model, not a curated record
AAGGACCCAAUUUCUUCAGGCCUUUGAAACACCAAGGAUGGGAACCCCAGCUCCCCGAGGCGUCCUCCUGAUGCUUCUGGCUGCCCUGGCUCCAACUCUGACCCAAACCCGCUCACACUCGCUAAGCUAUUUUGAAACUACCAUGUCCCGGCCUGGCAUCCAGGAGCCCCGAUACAUCUUCAUUGGCUACGUGGACGACAUGCAAUUUGUGCACUUCGACAGUGAUGCACAGAGUCAGAGACUGGAGCCACGGGCGCUGUGGGUUGAGCAGAUACCUCCAAAGCGUUGGGAGCAAGAGAUACAGAGAGUCAAGCACAAUAAAGUGAAUGCCCGAGAUCUCCUACUGGGCGCAAUCAGCGAAUACAACCAGAGCCAGGAUGUCUCUCACAUUGUACAGUGCUGGACUAGCUGCACCAUUGGGCCGGACCGGCGCUUCGUCCGAGGGUAUGGUCGACACGGCUACGAUGGCGAGGAUUACAUCUCCCUGAACGAGGACCUGAAAUCUUGGAGGGUGCCUGACUCAGCGCCUCAAAUAACCAAGCGAAAGUGGAAGGAGACUAUUUGGGCUGAUUUCAUAGGGGCCUUCAUUCAAGGGGAGUGCGUGGAGAUCCUCCUCAGUUACCUGGAGAUAGGCAAGGAUAUACUGUUGCGCACAGAUCCCCCAAAGGCACAUGUGACCCAUCACCCCAGACCUGAAGGGGAUGUCACCCUAAGGUGCUGGGCUCUGGGCUUCUAUCCUUCGGAGAUCACCCUGAUCUGGCAGAGAGAUGGGGAGGACCUGACUCAGGACAUGGAGCUGGUGGAGACCAGACCUGCAGGGGAUGGAACCUUCCAGAAGUGGGCAGCUGUGGUGGUACCUUCUGGGGAGGAACAGAGAUACACAUGCCAUGUGCAACAUGAAGGACUGCCUGAGCCCCUCAUCCUGAGAUGGGAGCCACCUUCUUGGCCCACAAUUGGAAUGACUGUUGGUGUGGUUCUCCUUGGAGUUGUGGUCACUGGAGCUGUGGCUGCCCUUGUGAUGAUGAGGAAGAAAAGUGCAGCAUCUCACACUGUGUCCCAGGCUGGCUUGGGAAUCGCUAUGUAGCUGUGAUGGUUAAUCUUCAUUGCCAACUUGAGUAGAUUUAGAAUCUCCUUGGAGAUUCAGUUCUGGUCACAUCUGUAAGAGUGUUUCCAGAGAUUAAUUAAAGAUGGAAGACCAACGCUGGGGCCCAAGGAUAAAAUGAAGAACAGGACAAAGCCAGAUGUGAGGAUGCCUCCAUGAUGCUUCCUGAUCUACUGAAGUUGGAGGAAUCCCAGCCACAUGCCCCUGCUGCCAUUUACUCCAUCACACCUUAUGCUGAGAUUGACUGAACCUUCUUAAAUCAUGAAUCAGAAUAAAUCUUUCUUCCUUUAA